CGCAUCCUCAUCAUGUCGGAGACUGCUCCUGCCGCCCCUGCUGCUGCUCCUCCUGCGGAGAAGGCGCCUGCGAAGAAGAAGGCUGCCAAGAAACCGGCAGGGGCUCGCCGCAAGGCGUCCGGACCCCCAGUGUCCGAGCUCAUCACUAAGGCUGUGGCCGCCUCCAAGGAGCGCAGCGGCGUGUCCCUGGCUGCGCUCAAGAAGGCGUUGGCGGCCGCCGGCUACGAUGUGGAGAAGAACAACAGCCGCAUCAAGCUGGGGCUCAAGAGCCUGGUGAGCAAGGGCACCCUGGUGCAGACCAAGGGCACCGGCGCCUCCGGCUCCUUCAAGCUCAACAAGAAGGCGGCUUCCGGCGAGGCCAAGCCCAAAGCCAAGAAGGCAGGCGCGGCCAAGGCUAAGAAGCCCGCGGGUGCAGCCAAGAAGCCUAAAAAGGCGACUGGUGCUGCCACCCCCAAGAAAGCCGCCAAGAAGACCCCGAAGAAGGCGAAGAAGCCCGCGGCGGCUGCCGUGACCAAGAAAGUGGCCAAGAGUCCAAAGAAGGCUAAAGUUGCCAAGCCUAAGAAAGCCAAGAGUGCGUCUAAGGCCGUGAAGCCAAAGGCUGCCAAGCCCAAGGUUGCUAAACCCAAGAAGGUUGCAGCCAAGAAGAAGUAGGCUGUCUUCCUCCUUAAACCCAAAAGGCUCUUUUCAGAGCCACCACUCCCACUUGAAGACAGAGCUGUGACACUUGUGUGGUGACUACCUCCUUCCCCUUACUUUCUGCGCAGGCAGGUUGCAUGGGAUGCAGUCCAGUCAGUCCCGCGGGGUGGACUCCCUAUUUCACCCUAAGAUGGUGCCUGUACUGUGCGAGUGAGGAUGUGUUCAGUGCUGUUGCUCCACUCCACGGCUGUCGAUAGCCAAGGGUAACCCUAGGCACUACUCAGUAUUGAUCUAGGUGGUUUGAAAGUUGCGCCUUGCUUGCGGGUUGGCUCACUCCCGCCCCAGACUUGAGUCCUUAGUUUGAUUGGGCGCCAAUCGGUGUUGCGGUCUCCGGAAGCUUUCUCUUGUGUGGAGAAAAGCAUCUUUUCCUAAGGUGUCGCGAAGCUUGGGAGAUCAGGUGCAGCCAACGAGCUGACUUCCUUAACGUAGACAUUUAAAUGUCUAUGGAAAGGACCCACCCGCCCAGUUACUCCGGACCUGGGACUAAUGUUUCUCGUACUUUCGGUUUGUUUGCUUCAAAGAGGAUGAUGGGUCAAACUGCGUCACAACCUUGGUCAGCCAUUUUUUUUUUUGUUUUGUUUUGUUUGCGACUUACCGAUUGUUAGACUUGUUUUGCCUUAUUUUGACACACAGUCUCAUUUUAGAUGGUCCUCAAACUGGCUUCCUGAAAUGUUUAGGUUGUAGAUGUGUGUCAACUGUAACGAUCGACCUUGCAUUAUUAAUACUGAGGUUUCUUGCUACGCUUUGAAUAAAUUACUAUCUGUUGAAGGUGUAUUGGGAUGCUUUAAAUAAGAGCCCUUUAUUUUCA
This is a messenger RNA of Phodopus roborovskii (desert hamster), 1504 nucleotides long. RefSeq names its product histone H1.2. Gene Ontology annotation, molecular function: nucleosomal DNA binding; double-stranded DNA binding; structural constituent of chromatin. Gene Ontology annotation, biological process: negative regulation of DNA recombination; nucleosome assembly; chromosome condensation. Gene Ontology annotation, cellular component: nucleosome; nucleus. Bases 13 to 651 code for a protein of 212 amino acids. The record is from RefSeq and is a predicted model, not a curated record. The transcript has a single exon. Lineage: Eukaryota; Metazoa; Chordata; Mammalia; Rodentia; Cricetidae.